AAUGGCGCCGGAGCCGGAAGCAGUUCCUGAGCUGGCGUCCGGGCAGGCUGUGCCCUCUGGCUCUGAGGCAGCCCUGGACACCCUGCUGCGGACCCUCUACGACCUGGAGACAGAGGCUGAAACAGAACAGAAAAGAGUCAGAAAGAAGAGAGAAAACAAGAAGAGAGACGUGGAGGCUGCAGCCUUCAAGGUAGCAGAGCCAGCUCCACUACCAGGCUGUCUUGUGAGACACCAGAAGAAGAGAGCAUCCAGCUUUUUUGAGGAACUCAGAGAAGAGCUGCACUGUGCUGCUGUCACUCCCCCUGCUCCCCCGUCAGGACCCGAAGCCCCUGCCACAGUAUUGUCUUCUACCUUCAAGAACAACAGGGAGCGAGUAGAAGUGGUAGAAUUUUACAGCAAAAGUAAAAACAGGAAAUUGAAGCCAGAUCAAGAUGAGCACACAAAGACUAAAACUAGUAUCCCUGAGAAAGAUGUGGCUAUUCAAGAAUUUAAUCUAGAAAAGGCGCGUUUGGAAGUACACCGCUUUGGCAUCAGCUAUGGGAAAGGAAAGGAAAGAGUCCUGGAGCAGGAGCGUGCUAUCAUGCUGGGUGCUAAGCCUCCCAAAAAUAGGUACGUGAAUUAUAAGGUUUUACAGCAGCAAAUCAAAGAAAAAAGGGCAGCAAAGAAAGAGGAAAAGAGAGAGAUCCAGGAUAUGGAUAUUUUCAAGAAAAAGAAGAGGAAAGGGCAGGAAGACAGGAAAUCCAAGAAGAAGAAGUCGGCCCCCAGCAUCUUGUCAAGUGGACGGAUUGGACAGGUUGGAAAAUUCAAAAAUGGGGCAUUGGUUCUGAGCCCAGCUGAUGUCAAGAAAAUAAAUUCUUCCCGAGUGGCCAAAUGACACAAGGAGUGGGCACAAGUGGCUGACUUCAGUCUGUUUCCCACUCUGCCUUUUCAUUUGAGGAAGAAAGCCAACACUUCACUCCUCGCCACCCACGUGUGUGGCGGGCACCAUCCUGUCCUGGCUGCUAUGUUGGUGUGCUUGCUGGCAGUACAGCUUUUGUAACUUGUCUCGUAAGUGCUGAGAAUAACAUUAACUUGCCUUUACAAGUUUUUAAUAACUUAAUGUUACCUUGUUAUGAAAGAACCAAGAACUUAGUAAUUUGUCAGCUGCAUUGUGGAAAAGCAAUUUUAAUUUUCAGCUUGCUGUGUGUAUAAAAUCUAAUUUGUAAGAAACUAUAUAAAUA
Castor canadensis (American beaver) is the source of this 1220-nucleotide messenger RNA. RefSeq names its product 40S small subunit processome assembly factor 1 (gene Fsaf1). The record is from RefSeq and is a predicted model, not a curated record. Lineage: Eukaryota; Metazoa; Chordata; Mammalia; Rodentia; Castoridae.